AUGGACAAAGAUUUGAUGCUUACUGUUCUCAAAUCCGGAAACACAUCAAAAGAGAUUUGGGAUCAUCUCCAACGUCUUUUUCAAGACAACAAAGGUAGUCGUGCCGCAACCCUUGAGGGUAAGUUUGUAAACUUAAAAUUUAUUGAUUGUAAUGAUGUGGAUGAUUACUGUGAUAAGCUAAAGGCGCUUGCAAAUCGAUUAAGUGACCUUGAUUUUCCCAUGAACGAUAAACGAUUGUUGGAUCGCACAGCAACACUGCUGCCAACCCCUGUCAUCCCAAUGCGGCCAAGCCCAGGUCCUCCAACAGCCUACUCGCCUAACUGGGCUCCUCACUGGAACAGUUCAUCCACAUCCCAUUCACCGAACUGGGCUCCCCACUGGAAUGCCCCACCGAGCCCAUUCCCAACUGUACCGAGCUGGGCUUCUCAGCAGCACCCUUCUCUUCGAGGACGAGGCCGUCAGUCCCGUGGGCGAGGCAGUGGCGUGGACGCAGCCCAUGAACAACCCGUUCACCGCAAGCGUAUGUUACUCCCACCACGGAAUAUCUACAACCAACGGAUAUUGCCGAAGCAUACAGCUCCAUGA
Messenger RNA from Papaver somniferum (opium poppy), 585 nucleotides. RefSeq lists its product as uncharacterized. The transcript is spliced from 2 exons. The coding region runs from base 1 to 585 and encodes 194 amino acids. The record is from RefSeq and is a predicted model, not a curated record. NCBI's taxonomy places the organism in Eukaryota, Viridiplantae, Streptophyta, Magnoliopsida, Ranunculales, Papaveraceae.